Messenger RNA from Toxorhynchites rutilus septentrionalis, 4512 nucleotides. RefSeq names its product spastin (gene spas). Gene Ontology annotation, molecular function: ATP hydrolysis activity; ATP binding; microtubule severing ATPase activity. Gene Ontology annotation, cellular component: microtubule cytoskeleton. Bases 550 to 2913 code for a protein of 787 amino acids. The record is from RefSeq and is a predicted model, not a curated record. Lineage: Eukaryota; Metazoa; Arthropoda; Insecta; Diptera; Culicidae. The transcript has 6 exons.
CAGUCGGUCACGUCGGUUGUUCGUCGUAUUUUCUGCCGUCGUAGAUUUAGCGAUAAAACUUUUCGUUGUCUUGUAUAGUAGAUAUCCUCUGUUCCUAGGAUUUCUCUCCGGUAUAAAUGAAAAAAUUUGGUUAAAGGAUAUUCUACGCGGAGGGGUAUUGUAGUGGAUUUUGUGCGUUCGGUAUAUAUAUAUUUCAUCUAGUAGAUUAAAUAAUAGUAGGUGCCGUAGGAGUGAUAAGAUUUGGUUCCAAAGAGAAUAAUGUGAAAAGUUGUGCGAAUAUUCGGAGAAGAAAGUGUGUUGGGGUGGCAGAAUUAGGAGAUAAUUUUUUCGUCCUUCACCACUUCGCUCUGCGCUUGCUGAGUUUCCUGUCUCUUGCGUUUACGUUGGUGUAUGUGUGUUUCUGCAGACUUCAAGCACCAGAUCUUUUUUUUUCUUGAAUGGAUCUGAGAUAGAACAACAAAGAGUAGUUCAGUGUUAAAAUCGCAACAUUGUUGGGCAUCAGCUGUGGGAUUCGCACUUUGUAUGCUAGGUCAACUCGGUGGUUGACUAAUGGUUCGUAAUAAAUAUUCGCUGAGCAAUGCUGGCAAAUCGCCUAGUAAAAAACCUCGCACUAAUAGUAAACAACACGACGUCAGUGAUAGCGAGGGCGGCAAAGGAGGUUCCGGAACGGAACUAGUAGACAGCAAAGGCGGUACCUCCACGCAGCGAUGUGACACCGUGCAUAAGCAAAAUCUUUACAUUAUUUCGUUUCCAGUUAUAUUUGUGUUCAACGUUUUGCGUUCGCUACUGUACCAAUUAUUUAUAAUUUUCCGGUACAUUUAUAAUUUCACUACCAAAGUUGUGUACAAACCGGUGAAGAAGGAUUGUGGGCUGGAGAUCGUGAUAAACGACCAAAAUCAGCACCCGUUGCACAAUCAACAGCAGCAGCAAUUGCUUCACCACCACCACCCACAGCAAUACGACCCCCAGCAAGCACAUCUCCUUCAGUACUCUAGUAGUGGCGUGCUGGGUAAUAGCGAGGGGCGAGAGAUGUCCGUGCAGCGGUCGGCCAGCGGGAGUCAAGUUGGCCCCGGUGAUCCACUGCUGGCUAAACAGAAACACCACCAUCGGCGAGCUUUCGAAUACAUCUCGAAGGCGUUGAAGAUUGAUGAAGAGAAUGAGGGACAGAAGGAACUCGCAAUCGAACUCUAUCGGAAGGGAAUCCUCGAACUGGAGCGUGGAAUAGCGGUUGAGUGCUGGGGCGGUCGAGGCGAGGUCUGGGAACGAGCGCAACGUUUGCAUGACAAGAUGCAAACGAAUCUAUCGAUGGCCCGCGAUAGGUUACAUUUUCUGGAAUGCAUGCUAGAAGCUAACAAGCUAGAAAUAAGCGAAGCGUACAAACUGCAGCGCUCCAACACGUUCACUCUGAGUGAGCAACCGUCCAAACAGAACCACCAAGUGGUAGGGGCACCCUUGGCCGCGUUCAAAGGGGAGCCGCACAAACGAGCACAAUUUAAGGUUCCUACCGUAGUCAGCAAGUCGCGGGUUAAUCCAAGUGAUAGGACAAGUCAACAGGAGAACCGUAUGAUUACGUUCCACGAAAGCUCGAUGUCAACGGCGGGGACAAGAACUGGUAGGAGUGCAACGACCGGCAAGGAAGCUUCCGGUCGGAAAUUAACAGUCGGUUACAAACGUCCUGGCAAUCUAGGUGUGAUGAACAAGUCGCAAACGUUGCCCCGUAGCAUGGGUGGCACGAGAACGACUCCAACCGGUACCAGUGGUGGCAUGGGGCCAAAUUCAAGCAGUGGCGGGACCACCGCAUGUGGCAUGCCGAAAAUCGUGCCAAAACCGGCAGCGACGCCACCCGCCAUACGGAGACAGUUCUCGAUUCCAAGCGGUUCACCUAUCCGAAAAGCAAGCAAUGGCUACGGCCACAGCGGGGGCAAAAAUACUCCACCCAGAUCGAAGACUCCUCUAGGAAUGCCUUCCACCAAUCAGUCCGGCCAACAACAGCAACAACAAAUUAACGUGAAAGGCGUAGAGCCAAAGUUAGUCCAAAUAAUCAUGGACGAAAUUGUGGAGGGUGGUGCGAAGGUGGAGUGGCAAGACAUCGCCGGCCAGGAAGUUGCUAAACAAGCCCUCCAGGAGAUGGUAAUUUUGCCCUCUGUUCGGCCAGAGCUAUUCACGGGACUUCGAACACCCGCCAAGGGUCUGUUGCUCUUUGGUCCACCAGGCAACGGUAAGACACUGUUGGCGCGAGCGGUAGCAACUGAAUGCUCGGCAACGUUUUUCAGCAUAUCGGCCGCAACACUAACCAGUAAGUACGUUGGCGAUGGAGAGAAAUUGGUGCGCGCAUUGUUUGCCGUAGCACGUGAGAUGCAACCCUCGAUAAUCUUCAUCGAUGAGGUCGAUUCGCUGCUUUCGGAGCGCAGCAGCGGUGAACACGAAGCAACCCGUCGACUGAAAACUGAAUUUCUGGUGCAAUUCGACGGCCUUCCGGCGAAUUCAGAGCUCGACAAGAUUGUGGUAAUGGCAGCCACUAACCGACCGCAAGAACUCGAUGAAGCCGCACUGCGGAGAUUUCCCAAGCGAGUGUACGUUACAUUACCCGACCUGGAUACCCGAGAGCUGCUGUUACGAAGGUUAUUGGAGAAACAAGGAAGCCCGCUAGCGGAUGCAGAUUUAAAACGAUUGGCACAUUCGACGGACGGGUAUUCCGGAUCAGACCUCACGGCUCUGGCCAAAGAUGCAGCACUAGAACCAAUCAGAGAGCUCAACGUCGAGGAGGUGAAGCACAUGGACGUCACAAAGCUGCGCAGCAUUCGGGAAAGCGACUUCCACAACUCAUUGAAACGAAUCCGUCGUUCCGUGGCGCCUCACAGUUUGGCCGCGUACGAAAAGUGGCUGCAGGACUUCGGGGACGUCACGCUGUAAAGGAGCUGGCUGGAACAGCUUCAUGCUUAUGUUGGACCCACUCCUGUGUAUGUAUGUUUUUUUAGGAUUACACGCUACCGACUUAGUUGUAUGUGAUAAGGAAAACAAAGAGCAGCCAUACAGAGCUGUUCUCUCGCCAGCGCAAACAUGACGCAAAAUUUAAUCGUAAUUAGUCGUAGGUAAUGUUAAUGGUUAGUUUACCCUCUGUCGUUAAAAUCGUGCUACCAAUUUGCUUGUUGACUUUGGUUCGAACUCUUUUCUCUUUGUUCCAAUUUCGUUUGCAAGAAUGAUCAAUCAAUAUUGUUACUUAGUUUAGCUACGAAACGUUCCAGGUAAAGUUUCGAGGUGCAGACAAUAUGUGUGCUGCAGGUGUAUUCCUAAUAAGUUGUAUUUUCAUAUGACAUUCUUGAUUACUUGAAAAGGAUAUGUAAUUUGCAUGGCAACAUUUGAAAAAACAAAAUUGAUUAUUGCUGAACUUUGUAAACAGUUAGUGUUGUAAAUAGUUGUAAAUCCAUGAACACCACUCAAUAAUUAAAUAAACAAAAUUUAUUCUUGCUGAGUUGAACAACACAACACUUCCUGCUAGUUUUGGAAACAUGAUAAAUACCUUAGUAUGAAAUAGAAGUUACCGAGUAGUAGGACGUUGAUUAUUAAUUCAUCUAUUUGUAACGGUAAAAUCUCUUAUUGGUACUGCGUGGCAAGAAGCUUUUUCCCCAGUGGGAGAACAUUUUUCGAGAACAAUACCAUGUGAUUGUUCGCUAAACAAGUAAAUAAGCGAUAUAAUGCAUUGUGAUGUGAUUGUAACGAAAAAUAGCAAUUACCGAGUAAUAAAAUCAGGACUCAAAAAAAUGCACAAAAUUUACAUGUUGCCUUUGAUCACCACUAACCAACUGUAUGGUCGACUGUCACAAAAUAGAAAAUACAACGUUUCUUUAAUGCUGCACAUGUCUUUAUCAUGGACAUUUUUAUCACAACUUUUUGCAAAAUAAUGGAAGAAUAUCUCCUGUAUUAUCGAAUAACUAUGAUGUUUACAACACAUUCAAAUAAUUUUAGAAGGAACAGAUAAAAAAUGUGCUCAAACCAGAAAAUUGUCGAAAUGUUUAUAUCAUAUGCUACGUUGCCAAAUAACUCAACCUUCGAAAUGAACCUUCACCCAAUGUUCGGAAUACCGGACAGCCUCAUGAUCAAUUUUCUUCCAUAUCACUGAAAUGUCCCAAAAAAAAAACAACCUAUCUGUACAUUCUAAAUUCGCUGCUUAUUGUAUGUGAACCUAGGUAUUUGGUUUGUGAUUGAUGUUCUAGAUUUUCAACAUGAAAAAAGGUGAAACAUCAAAUUUUGGGGUACAAAAGAAACACAGACGAAAGACAGUCGAUUGUGGAAACGAUUUUGAAACGUAUAGUGUGCUUGGUGUAUCGAAUCAAAUUUCUAGCUUUUGUAAAAAGAAAAAAAUCAAUGAAACAACACAAGGACUUACAACACGAAAAUGGUAUUUAGUAACAGCUGAUAAAAUUUAACCAAAGCUGAGUCUAGCGAGCGAAAACAAAACAUAUUGUAAUAAGUAUUAAUAUGAGCUAAUUUCGAAAUGAUUGAAAACUCAAA